GGAGUAUAUUAUUUAGCCUAUGGUUUAUAUGGUACAAACUAGGACACCACCCAUGGGAUUCCUUAUAAAAGCUUGCCAAACGGCUGUAGAUAACUACGUGCCUAGUUGAAGCUGAAAUUGAAAACUGUAGUUUUUUUUGGACCAUGGCACCUACAUUCAAGAGGAUAUUCGCUCACAAAGGGAUAUUUCUCCCGUACAGAGCAAGACCUGGAGAUAGGAAUAGGCCUGUCGCACGCCGAGGUUUUCGACUGAUUGAACUUAUUCGGGAGGGGUUAUAUGUUGUUCAAUCGGUUGCGAACGACAAGAUGUAUGUCGUAAAGACAGUGCGUCGUGUAUAUGACAAAUGGGCUAGCGAGACGACCAAGGAUGAAUUCACGCACGAUACACCCCACGAUCUUAGAGUCUCAACUGUUCUAAAUGCCGAAGUUCAGUUACCCAGACAGCUCCAUUUUCCUCACAUAGCGUUUUACCAACAAGUGGAUGAAAGUCGCUGGGAACUAUAUUUCGAGUAAGCACCGUACCCGAUACAAACCCCUGAAAAGACAAAAGACAAAUGGCUAAUGAGUUCCCCUGAUUUUUUUAGUUGGUAUAACGGAGGGACACUUGAAACCUUUAUAGAUGAGUAUUACCGAAACAGCCUGAGAAUUCCGGAGUCUUUCAUUUGGCACGUUACAGCAGAACUAUGUCAAGCCCUUGCAUUCUUGUAUUAUGGCCAAAACUUGGCAGGAGUCAGACCGAAGAAUUGGAUCCCUGUUUAUCACCGGGAUAUAGAGUCAAAUAACAUCUUUAUUAAUUACCCGCCACGGCGACCGGGAAGGAUGCCCAAUUCCGGAAAUGUCACCAACGCUUUCCCACAUAUUGUGCUCUCGGAUUUUCGGCAGUGUGCAAUUCAGGGAGACCUCCCAGGUGAUUUGAAGCCGGGCCAGUUCCCAGAACAGAACGAACCGAACGAGUGGGAAGACGUAUAUGAGCUUGGCCGGGUUUUGCGUAGUCUAUGCAUGACCCACGUUCCGUUCCCCGACGAUGAUGAUACCGAUCCUAAUGCUAAUAUACCCGGGCAAAUUAAAAACGAGGAUAAUGGAUGGCUCGAUCGUCCAGAUAGUAGGCGAUUGCAAGACGUCAACGGACAUGAGAUUGGGCCGAUGUAUUCCGUGGAGCUCAUGAAUGCUCUGAGAAGAUUUGAAUGGCCCAACCAGGAGAAUCAGCUGAUAACCGCUAACACCAACAUAGACCACGUACCGAGUAUGAACUGGGUAGUUGGAACGCUAUUGCCGCUAGCCAAAGGUAGAAUUGCUACUCAUAGGACAGGUAGAAAGCCUGCUGGCUAUUAUACUCAGUGGGACGUUUCUUGGACUAGGCCGUAUGAACCAAUGCCGUUCGUGGCUAACCCUAAUACUGAUAACUUCAACCUCGCGAGCCUCAUGACCAGAUAUGUCCAAAGAGAGGAUUAUGUAAUUUGUGGUCUAGAGUAUCCCGUGCCCCGGGAUAUUGAACUUUGAGCCUGGCAACCUUUAGAGAUGUAGGAAUGAUAAUAUGUAGCUUACAUAGGUACAUAGCAGCUAUUUUGAAAGAUUGCAAAGAUUGAAGAUUGUACAAGUACCUUAAAGGUUGAGACUCUAGAGGUUAGGUAGUUAUUAGGUUAGUGAGAUAACAUUGAAG
Hypoxylon fragiforme is the source of this 1659-nucleotide messenger RNA. RefSeq lists its product as uncharacterized. The coding region runs from base 561 to 1499 and encodes 312 amino acids. Gene Ontology annotation, molecular function: protein kinase activity; ATP binding. Gene Ontology annotation, biological process: protein phosphorylation. NCBI's taxonomy places the organism in Eukaryota, Fungi, Ascomycota, Sordariomycetes, Xylariales, Hypoxylaceae. The transcript has a single exon. The record is from RefSeq and is a predicted model, not a curated record.